AUGGAAUAUUUCCAAGAGUCUAAAAAAAAUUCAGCUGACAUAGUAGAAGAAUAUCGAAAAAUGUUUGCCGACAUACAAAAGACUCCAACACCAGAUGAAAAUAUUCAGCAUAGAAUGGAAGCACUGAAAGAAAAUGUACACAAAUACAACAACCCUUUUUACUUACGAGCAUUUAACGUUCAAUCUUUGGAUGAACUCGGUGAAAAUAAAAGGUUAAAUUUCAAGAAAACAUAUAGAAAUGAAACAUUGUUUAAAGUUCAUUCAGAACCUAACCAAGAUGGAAACAAACCUACUUUUGUUUCUGCAGACGAUGGAACUACAAUGAGAUGGGGUCAUAAAGCUAACCCGGAUAGGUGGUUCAUAAACUUACAACCUCAAUUCCAAGAAGUUGUAGACGCAAUGGAAGUCAAUGGUGAACCAGAUAUAGCUGGUAUUUUAAGCGCGGCUUUAAUGCCAUUGAAAGAUAUGAAACAUGCAGAUAUUUUGGACCAGUAUGAAAUGAACAUGGCUGAUGGAAAUAUAACACCUGACGUUCUAGAACAUUUAUCUCAAAGAACUACACAGAACCAUAGAGAUGGUAUAUUUGGUGAAGAGUUUAGAAAGAAAGUUAGGGAGGGCGAAGGAAGAGAACCUAUUGUACAUGACCUUGCAAACGAAAGUUUACAAAAUGUCAUAAAAACUUACUUUGCAGACAAUGAAAUGAGAAGGGAUGAAUAUUUAAGAAAACUCAAAUGGACAGUACCAAAUGAAAUGUUAGUAUUGAAAAACAUGUUCCUUGACAAAAUAAAACCAACUACAGAAAUAAACGACGCAAGACUGAAAGAUUGGGUAAAAGCUUUCCCAUUCACAAAAGAUAUAGUUG
This is a messenger RNA of Trichomonas vaginalis G3, 862 nucleotides long. RefSeq names its product protein of unknown function, DUF4106 family. The annotation marks the transcript as partial. The record is from RefSeq and is a predicted model, not a curated record. The transcript has a single exon. Lineage: Eukaryota; Parabasalia; Trichomonadida; Trichomonadidae.